GCACAUAUUGAAAUUGGAAAAAGAAAAAUAAUCGCAAAAAGAAAAAGAAAAACAAACACCCACCAAAAAUCAAUAUCCCCAACAUAUAAAGAAAGGACAAGCGUGAAAGCCACACUGAUAAAAUCUCUCCCUUUUCUUUCUUUCUGAUUUUGAGAACAGUCUUCCUAAGCCCCCCCCCCCUCUCUUCACACAGUUCACACACACAGAGAGAAAGAAAGAUAGGGCCAUGAAUACUGUGAGAAUGGGUUCCACUUUUCUUCUCUCUUUUGUAUAAUGAGCACAGAAUUGAAACCUCUUCUUCUCGGAAGAAGAUGGCCGUACAAGAACAUGAGCAUCAACAAACACAACAACAAAACAGAUCAUUCUUGUUAGAUGCUCUUUACUGUGAAGAAGAGCAAUGGGAGGAGGAGGAAGAAGAAGAGACAGAUCUAGAGAGAGAAAGUAGUAUCAAUAAUAGCAACAAUGGAACAAACCCAUCUCUUCUUCCUCUGCUCUUAUUGGAACAGGACCUGUUUUGGGAGGAUGAAGAGCUUCUCUCUCUCUUCUCCAAAGAACAACAAACCCGUCCCAACAUUGUUGAAACAGAGUACUCUUCUCUCUCCGUGGCUCGUACGCAGGCUGUCGAGUGGAUGCUCAAAGUCAAUGCCCAUUAUGGAUUCACAGCUCUCACUGCAAUUCUCGCCAUCAAUUACCUUGAUAGGUUCCUCUGCAGCCUCCAUUUUCAGAGAGAGAAGCCAUGGAUGAUCCAACUUGCAGCUGUGACUUGUAUCUCUCUGGCGGCAAAAGUAGAAGAGACCCAAGUGCCUCUUCUUCUGGACCUUCAAGUGGAGGACACAAAGUAUGUGUUUGAGGCCAAGACCAUCCAAAGAAUGGAGCUUUUGGUUCUGUCCACUCUUCAAUGGAGGAUGAACCCAGUGACCCCACUUUCUUUUCUUGAUCACAUCAUAAGGAGGCUUGGAUUGAAGACCCAUCUCCAUUGGGAGUUUCUCAAGCGAUGUGAGCGUCUCCUCCUCUCUGUUGUUGCUGAUUGUAGAUUCGUACGCUAUUUACCAUCUGUGUUGGCCACUGCAACAAUGCUUCAUGUCAUCCACCAAGUUGAGCCUUGUAAUCCCAUUGAAUACCAAAAUCAGCUUCUGGGUGUUCUCAAAAUCAGCAAGGAGAAAGUGAACGAUUGCUAUCAGCUCAUUGGGGACCUAUCAAACACUUGUGUCCAUGGCCAAACCAACCCUCACAAACGCAAGUAUCAACAAGUUCCAAACAGCCCAAAUGGUGUAAUCGAUGCAUACUUUAGCUCUGAUAGCUCAAACGAUUCAUGGGCUGUUGGUUCAUCAGUCUCUUCUUCACCACAGCCUCUGUUGAAGAAGAGCAGAGCUCAGGAGAUGUGUUUGCCAUCACUCAGCAGGGUGUUUGUGGAUGCUGUUGGCAGCCCUCGUUAAUCUCUCUCUUUCUCUCUGUCUCUCUCUCUCUCUCUCUCUAAAAACUCCAUCUUUGUUAUGAUUAUUGUAAUAUUUUUCUCUUAUAAGGCAAUUUAAAUUGUCACUAUCUCUGCAUUUGUCCACCCAUUUCCAAUAUAUAUAUGAAACGCAGAGUUGGUGGGUGCAGAGACGGUUGGCAUUUUAGACGAGAGGGAAAAAAAGGAGUAAAUACAGAGAAGCAAAUGAAUAUCUGCUGCUCUGCUUCUCUGUAUAUGUGAAAUUUCUCUCUCUCUCUCUCUCUCUCUUUCGAGCAUAUUUUAUAUGGACGUAUUUAUAUUAAUAUUGUCAUAAAUUCAUGAGAUUUAUGUUGAUAUUAAAUUAUUAAUUGUCUCA
Molecule: messenger RNA, 1808 nt
Organism: Cornus florida
Lineage: Eukaryota; Viridiplantae; Streptophyta; Magnoliopsida; Cornales; Cornaceae
Product: cyclin-D3-1
Exons: 4
Coding region: 312-1436 (374 amino acids)
Biological process (GO): regulation of cyclin-dependent protein serine/threonine kinase activity; mitotic cell cycle phase transition
Cellular component (GO): cyclin-dependent protein kinase holoenzyme complex; cytoplasm; nucleus
Molecular function (GO): cyclin-dependent protein serine/threonine kinase regulator activity
Source: RefSeq, a predicted model, not a curated record